Messenger RNA from Aspergillus nidulans FGSC A4, 744 nucleotides. RefSeq lists its product as uncharacterized. The record is from RefSeq and is a predicted model, not a curated record. Bases 1 to 744 code for a protein of 247 amino acids. NCBI's taxonomy places the organism in Eukaryota, Fungi, Ascomycota, Eurotiomycetes, Eurotiales, Aspergillaceae. The transcript has 3 exons.
AUGGACUUCGACAUCAGUACAGAACUAUCCACCCAUUCCAUUGAGUUCACCCCCAUAAAUAUCCGCACCGACCACGGACGGGAAGUUGCCAAUGCAGCGAUGAAUGAAGCGAACGACAACGGGGAUGAGCAGCCUCUAUCCGGCAUCGAAGCAGAAGAUGAGGAAAACAACACCAACGCCUCGCCAGUGUCGAUGACCAAAAAAGAAACCCCUAAACUCGGCAAGCGCACUGGCAAGCGCGCCUCCCCCAAAACCCCUUCUAAGAAAUCCAAGAAGGAUACCGGGGUUGUCGCCGGAAAUGGCACUGGUACACCGGAAGGAGCACCAGCCCGCGCAACUCUUCCCCCCAUCCCAACCAGCCUUGCAACAGCGGGUGAAAUGGACCGUAUGAUCCUACACCUGCGCGACGAGGAAAAGCAGCCAUGGACGCAGAUCAACAGGCUCUUCACUGAGAAAACGGGGAUCAAGGUCGGUAGUACGACACUUAGAUUACGCUGGAGUACUAUGAAGGCGAAUUUUGUGGGGAUCACGAUCGAAGAUGAAGCACGUCUUCUCCGGUUGAAAAAGGAGAUUGAGGACAAAUUCGAGCAGGAAAAGUGGCAUCGUAUCAUGGAGGCGAUUCAGAGCGACGGCGGGGAGAAGUAUCCUAUUGCCGUGCUCCAGAAGAAGUUCAAGGAAUUGAGCAAGAACGCUGCUACAUCUGCUCAUGAAGCAGCUUUUGGGACUGAUGAUACUAAGGAGUAG